UUUCGGCUGCUCCCACUACAGAUCACCUGCCUCCAACUCACCCUACCCUCUCCGUGUCCUUUCCCCAUAAACCUCCUCUGUGAGCUUUCUCUUUUCCUAGUUCCAUAUUCAACAUCCUUUUUUCAUUAUAUCCACUAUCCCUGCUCUACUCAUCUCGACUUUGCCUCUCUAACUUUAGAAUUCUUGAUAUUCAAUGGAAAAGCCUCCAUGUAUCUAUUUUAUAAACCACUUAUCCAGUUCAUGAUGAGGGCUGGAGCUGACUCAGGGCCAGAUGCAGAGUAUACACUGUGCAAGUUGCCAGUCCUUCACAGGGCUGGAAAGCCCCAGUUAGUGCUGUGUUUUUAAAUAGUCUAAAACAAGGUUAGGCAAUUAAUUUUCCUGUGGACCACAUGGAAAACUGGGACUGUUGUGGAAGGCCGGACACCAGUAAGCUGAACUCAGUUCUGAUCAGUUUUAAUUUAUUUAUGAAAAUUUAUCUUGUGAGAUAGAAAUGAUAACUGAGCCGAGCACCUGUGGUCUAAAAGCUUAGGGGUAUUAUCAGUGCAAGGAUCUGCAGCUAUACGUGUCUGUUUUCUUUUACAAACAAACUGAAUUGAAAUGUAAGGGGUUAGAAAUGUCAAAUAUCACAAAAACGUUCUAAUAUUUCAAGCUUUUAUUGAAGUACUCAGGUAGAUGGAUCUGUGCUCGUAUUUCUCCUCUGACACGUUUAUUUCAGAAAAAUAUGUCUGAUGUAAACGUCUCAAAACUGUAGUUUGAGGAGUGAUAUGCACUUUAAAUCCGGAUAGAGUUUAUCAGCGACACCCACAUUAAUUUGAUCUAUUUUAAUAUCCCGACACAUACUGGUUACAAUACUCUCCAGCUUCCUUUGUAAUGCUUCAAAAGAUAUGUAGGUCAUAACAUGUCAGUCAUACAUAAUAAUCUACUGCCUGUGUGUGCUGCGGUAACUGAUAAAUCCCUGGGUGUGACCUUUCCCAUCUGAAACCUGAGCUCCUCAGGCUGCCCAAACUGGCUGCUGUUCAAAUGACCAAAUUCCACCCGUCUUUAUGUGUAGAUGUGUCGUCCAUAGACUUGCAUUCAUAAUUCACGCCGAUCGUAUGGAUCUACCCGACCUUACAGCUUCAUUACUGUGGAAAUCUGUAUGGUAAUCAAAACCAGGAUCAGGAGGGCAACAGAACAGCAUAGGUCAAAUUUCUCUGCUGAUAAUCAGAUCAUGAUCAAUCCUUCCCUGCAGCGAUCGUUUAUAGCGAUCAGUUAUGCUACUGAUGUUUGAGUUUAUCACCACAGUUAAAAUUCUGUCAGUUUGAGCCAGGUGAGCAAAACACGGCGUGUUUCUUUAGUCAGCUGUUUGUGUUGUGGCUGGUGAAAUCCAAUCUGUCAUCAGAGCUUUAUACUUCUCUCUUUAUCAACAUGAAACUAGCCCGCUUGGGUUGCCAGGCGACCAGUCACAAAAAACACAAAAAAACCUUGCAUGGCGCCUGAAUUUGAUUGGUGUUCGUCUCAUCUGUCACAGCAGCCAAUAGCAGCUGCAGAGAGGAGGACAGCGAGGAAGUGGCCAGGUGACAGUGAAAGAGGAGUUACUUGUUAAUACGGAUGGUAUAAAGAUGAGUUGCCAUAAAUAAAGCAGACAUGAGCACCUGUGUGUAGCGUUAAUUCAAAUGCAGUUCAGAUUACAAGCGACUGUUGCACGUUUUUACACAACACCCCUCCAGCUCGCUACUUGAAUAAGACGGGACGUGGAAGGAGGGGGAGGAUGUUAUCAGAACAUGAGUUUCUCAAAGCUCUGUGCUCAUGUACACAGAAUAGAUCAAGGUGGAAAUGUACAACCUUUUACAUUUGUAUAGCACUGACAACCUGCACACCCUGUGUUCAGGGAAACAUUUGCAAUUAUGUUUGCACAUGUAAACUGCAAAGAUCAUAAAGACAUUUUAGAUUUCUUUUUCACUUUUGAACAUUUAUUAAGCGGUCUUUGGUCUAAUUUAAUUAAAUACUUGUGGAAUUUAUAUUAUUUUAUUUACCUUUUAGACAGUAGUUCCAACUUUCUGAAAAACUAGUUUGUAUUGGUGUGUUUGUGUGGCAAGGUUAUAGGAGCCAUCCUACCAGCACAGGAUGACAAUGGACCUCUGGCUCUGCAAAAGAAACCCUCUGAAAUAUGAAUGAGGAAAUCCACACCUGUUUCCAGGUAACCAAGGCAGUACCGUGACGCUGACAAUUAGUGUGUGUGUGUGUGUAUACCUGCGUAGGCGGAUGCACAAGCAGCGCAACUUCCUAGCUUUACCUGUUCAGACACUCUGUGGGGAUGAAAGCAGCUGUCAGCCCUGCUGGCUUAAUGAGACAGACAUAAUCUGACCAGGAGAAGCAGCAUGACAAAGUUUGGGCCUCAGCUCUGAACAAGCUCCCUGCAUUUAUAAUCUGCUGAGAACGUUACGCAUGGAAACAGGCCAAAGUCGGCCCAACUGAGCUGAAGGUGGACGUGGAGACUUGGUGGAGGGUGGAGCGCAGAGGCAUCUUCACAGGUCUUGCCCUCAAGUGUUGAGCAUCUAUUUCUGCAAGUAUGAAUCCAAUGUGGAAGGUUUAUAAAAGCAAAGUGCUGAAGACUAUUAAUCCCGAAUAUGAGGAGGACACUGCCGAGGAGGUCACAGAGGUGGAGAACGAUAUGAGUCCAGUGCAGGAGGAGGAGGGGCCCAAUGCUGUCUCCCAGCUGGCCAGGAAAAUGCAGGGGGCAGGAGCUAAAAGCUGGAAUCGGCUAUCAGCGAUCUUCAACAAAGAUGAUGAACACCAGCUCCUAGAGGAGACUGAGUGCCCCCCUGUCGCUGACCAUCCGCUUGCAGCAAAGCCCGAGGAGCCUCCGCGACCCACCAGGCGCACGGGAUUCUGGGAUAGCUUUGCGUCCAACUGGGCAGCCAAGAAACAGGCCGAAGCUGCUGCGGCCGCCGCCGCUGCUGCUGAGAACGAGGCAGCAACAGGGGAAGGUGAGGAAGGGGUGAUAGAGGCUGGAGGGGCGGAAAGUCAGCAGGAUGGGCAGGUCACUGAGGGAGAGCAGAGUGAAGGGGGAGGAAGGAGCAACAAUAGCUUCUCCAAGUACGUCUCGCUGGGAGGAGGCAACGAGGAUGCGUCUUUCAAAUGGAACUUUGUUACCAGCAAGCUGGCAGAGCUGAAGACCAAGACCAAUUAGAAACAUGGUGGAGGAGAAAGUAAAAGAAAAUAAACAACAUGAGGAGGGUGGUAGAUGUAGGAGGAAGGUAAAUUUUGCAAAGGAUAUCCUGUAACUAAACUGGCGCCUCUUGAAGUCCCUCUGUAUUGUCAGCUAUUAUACGCUCCAGAAAACGUGUGUUCACAGCCACUUUACUACCAAUGGCCUGAUUGCUGGUUGAGACAUAAAAAGAAAAUCAGUGUUGUUGUUUAUUUAUUUUUUUUGUAAUCUUUGGUUCCCCAUUACUUAAAGGUCAGUCUAUUUAUGUAAGAGUAAAGAGGACGUAUAGGUCAUAGGCGACGCUUAACAAAGAGAGCUUCCAUUUCUCUGCCUGCACAGAGCCAGAGGUAGUGUUCAUAUCCCGGACCAGUGAUUGAACUCCAACCACUACUACUUAUGAAAAAAAGUUGCCUGUAUUAAAAGUCACUAUGCUAAUUUAUGAAAUUCUGAAUUAUUUCUGGGAGAUGAGGUGGGCACCCAGACCUGAAUUGUCUCUUUACCAUCUAACCGCAGCACAGAGAAUGCAGUAAGGCAGAAUUUUGGUGACGACCACACUGGUUUAGGCAGCACACGGCAGUGUUUUGUUUUUGCAGUUGUAUGACUACACUUACUUCCCUAAAGUGCUUCUUUCACCACGAACAUGUGCCUCCACACCUGUCAGCAAACUUGAUCUAAUCUGUAGUUUAACAAAAACCGGAUUAAGAGAUUAAAGGCAGUGAUAGCAGGAUUAGACAGGGAUUAUCUCACUUAACCUGUUCAGAGGCCAGCGGAUUAUAGAAAGGUAAUUUGGCAGUGUGAUGUAGAUACUACAUAAUCUUCCGAGUUUCUCUUAAACUUCAGGAAUGCAAAAUGUGGAGCACGUUUAUUUGACACGUAUGUACGCCUGGUGAGAUAAAGCCGGUAAAACCGAUGACUUGGAUUUUGUGAUUGUGACUGAGACUGAAAUGUGUGAGUUUUUUGACUUUUAAAAUGUUGUGAUUUAAAAAAAAUUGACUUAUUAUGGUAUUAUUUCUGUUCUUUUGUGGUUUAGGCCUUAUUCCAUGUUUUAUUCUGCUGUUUUGGGUAUAUAAUAAUAAAGACUAUUGCACUGAAGUUCUUGUAAGGUAUGAACACGUGACUGAAAGAUUUUAACUUUUGAGCAAUAUUGGAAAAAAAUGCAUUCAUUUGCUGAUCUCUGUGAUGGUUGUUUUUAGAAGCUUUGACUCGAACCUUUUUUAAAAAUCUAGAACACGAAAUUCUGCCUCUGGCCAGCAGGGGGUUCUCUUCACCUCUUAAA
Molecule: messenger RNA, 4466 nt
Organism: Haplochromis burtoni (Burton's mouthbrooder)
Lineage: Eukaryota; Metazoa; Chordata; Actinopteri; Cichliformes; Cichlidae
Exons: 4
Coding region: 2552-3172 (206 amino acids)
Biological process (GO): spermatogenesis
Source: RefSeq, a predicted model, not a curated record